Messenger RNA from Staurois parvus, 601 nucleotides. The record is from the annotation of a GenBank genome assembly. NCBI's taxonomy places the organism in Eukaryota, Metazoa, Chordata, Amphibia, Anura, Ranidae.
UCACCGGAUGUCCUGUCUGUAGUCUUCUGGGACCUGUCACAUGUACUAUGUCUGCAGUCUCCGGUCAUCUCCUGUACUGUGUCUGCAGUCUCUGGUCAUCUCCUGUACUAUGUCUGCAGUCUCUGGUCAUCUCCUGUACUAUGUCUGCAGUCUCUGGUCAUCUCCUGUACUGUGUCCGCAGUCUCCGGUCAUCUCCUGUACGGUGUCCGCAGUCUCUGGUCAUCUCCUGUACUGUGUCUGCAGUCUCUGGUCAUCUCCUGUACUGUGUCCGCAGUCUCUGGUCAUCUCCUGUACUGUGUCCGCAGUCUCUGGUCAUCUCCUGUACUGUGUCCGCAGUCUCUGGUCAUCCCCUGUACUGUGUCCGCAUUCUCUGGUCAUCUCCUGUACUGUGUCCGCAGUCUCUGGUCAUCUCCUGUACUGUGUCCGCAGUCUCUGGUCAUCUCCUGUACUAUGUCUGCAGUCUCUGGUCAUCUCCUGUACUAUGUCCGUAGUCUCUGGUCAUCUCCUGUACUGUGUCUGCAGUCUCUGGUCAUCUCCUGUACUGUGUCCGCAGUCUCUGGUCAUCUCCUGUACUAUGUCCGCAGUCUCCGGUCAUCUCCUG